CGCCAUGGUUGUAUCUGUCACAUUGAGGAGUAGGAGUGGGAAGGAGUUGGAGGAUCCAAAGAGCAAGAAAAAUCCAGUAGAAAAGGAGGGCAAAGCAGUUGUAGAGGAAGAAAGUGCAAAAGCUGAAAAAUCUGACUUGCAUAGGCAAACUGCAUGCAAUCUGCCUGUGCACCUCCAAAAGUACAAAAAUUCAAGAAUGCAGAGGUAAAGCCUUAUGAACCUCCCGCACCCUUCCCUCAGAGGUUAAUGAAGCCCUUGGAAGACCCAAACUUCAAGAAAUUUGUGAAUCUCUUCAAGCAACUUCAUAUCAACAUACCGUUGGCGGAGGCACUUGAACAGAUGCCUACAUAUGCUAAAUUCUUAAGGGAGUUGCUGACAAAGAAGCGUAAAUGGGCUGAUGUAGAGAAGGUAACCCUUACUUCUGAAUGUAGUGUUGUGAUUCAGAAUAAAUUACCAGAAAAGAGGGAUGAUCCGGGCAGUUUCACCAUUCCAUGUGUCAUUGGAGGUAUAGAGUUCGAUAAAUCACUCAGUGAUCUAGGAGCAGGCAUUAAUUUGAUGCCAUACUCAGUCUACAAGAAAUUGGGAUUGGAGAUGUUCUUAAGCCUACUCGGAUCACUCUCCAAUUGGCUGAUCGAUCAGUAAAAAUCCCAAAAGGAGUGGUGGAGAAUUUAUUGGUGAAGGUGCGAAAGUUCAUUCUCCCAAUAGAUUUUUUGAUUCUGGAGAUGGAAGAGGAUCGAGGAGUGCCUCUCAUUCUUGGUAGACCUUUUCUUGCCACUGGCGAUGCACUCAUCAAUGUCGGGAGCGGCAAGUUGACAUUCCGGUCGGUAAUGAGGAGGAAAUUUUUAAUGUCUUUCAAAUUGAUCAUAAUCACGAUGCAUUUGAUGACUUUGAAAGUGGAGCUCGAGAAAGGAAAAAUUCCUCUUCAUGUGAUAGUGGACCAUCCGAAGAACUAUCACCUAUCCUAUCUGCUCAAAUUCUGAAAUCAAAGCGAGGGCAGAAAUCCUUGCCAGGUCACCUCAAGUAUAGAUAUUUGGGUAAGGAUUUCAAUCUUCCUGUUAUUAUUCCUUCUUCCCUGACAUUGAAACAGGAAGAGUACUUGCUUGAGGCACUGCAAUUACACCUACGCCUCACUAAGGGGUCCAACAUGCAAGCUAAGAAGGUCAUACCCAAUUUUCGCACACCUGGCCCUGCAGAGGUGACUCAUAUGUUGGAUGGAGGCUAUGCAUUCUAUCAUUGCUCGGGAGGGUAUUCUGGAUACCUUUCCAUACCCAUUGGUUGAAAUUUCGAUGAACGCCGGGCUGAGGACGUUAAACAAGCGCUUCUUGGGAGGCAACCCAAGGUAAGUUUUCUUUUUUGUUGUGUCAAACCAGUGCAUGUUUAGAUUAGGAGUUGAACAUUAGGGACAAUGUUCCAUCCUGAGUGUGGGGUGGUGAGUCUUAGUGUUGUUUGUCCCUGUUGCAUGUGGUAAAAACAAAAAAAUAAACAAAAAAAUAAAAAUCUGUCAUUUGGGUUGUGCACAGCCAAAUUGCAUGCAGUCUAUUUGUGCUGGUGCAGUCUGCCUGUGCUAACCUAAUGGCUAAAAAACACCUAAAAAUCAGAAAAAUUAAAAACAAAACCUUGUACUCUUGUGGUAACAUGAUGUAAAUGACUGUGAUGCGUGUGAAAUGAGUUUGUGCUUGAAGUAAAUCAUCAAAAUCAUCCCACUAGUGUUGAAUUGCAAAGUUCUUCACAAUGAGCUUGAUAGUUUGACUGACUUGAUAUGCUUUGAAUGAGCAAACUCUUUUAGCAAAACUCUCUUUUGUGAGGAUAGUGUAAUAACUUAUGGUAAAGUGGUUAGGUGGAGAACAUUGACCAUUCGACAUGUUUGGAUAUCGUGCUUACUUGCAUCAUUUGUGAGCUUUUGAUUUUGCAAUGAGUCUCUCUGUUUUGAAUGUUUUAGAUGGGGUGAACUGUAUCUUUAUAAAAGAAAACACUACCUGACAAGUACAAUAUAAGAACGUUGCCAUAACAAUUAAAGUGUGGUAAAAUGCCAAAAUCGUGUGAGGCAAUCACUCAUUGCACAGGGGGGUUAGGAAAGGUUCAACUGAGUAUCGGUUCGCGACCCUACGAUGUUGCUUAUCAAGUAAGAUCCCCCGUUGAGUGAAGUGUCGUUUGAGGAUGUGCAGUGACCCUCCACACGGACCGAGGAAAAGGAGUUGAAAGAAGCCCUUAUGCAAGUGCUAAGAAGCAUAAAUUGCUCUUGCUCGGUCAACGGUAGUAAGAAAAAAAUCCCACUUGUACUAAAUACGACCACUCGGCAAGCAAAAUCAGAAAGAGAGAAAGACUCUCCUUGUCAGAAAAGGUAGUGAUGUGCUUAAAGUUAAAAUCAUGUUUGCGAAAGGCUUCCCCCAUUACUUUUUGAGACUCUUGUGCUUAGUUGGUUGCUUAUGUUUUAUGUGAGUAAGCCAGAUUGUCCUCACGAGAUAUGCACCUCACUGAUGUGGUUAGAUUCUCCUAAUAAAUGUUACACCAUAAG
Molecule: messenger RNA, 2515 nt
Organism: Linum trigynum
Lineage: Eukaryota; Viridiplantae; Streptophyta; Magnoliopsida; Malpighiales; Linaceae
Source: the annotation of a GenBank genome assembly